Molecule: messenger RNA, 1449 nt
Organism: Owenia fusiformis
Lineage: Eukaryota; Metazoa; Annelida; Polychaeta; Sabellida; Oweniidae
Source: the annotation of a GenBank genome assembly
AAGUGAAGUUCGCAACAAGUUUGGAAUGUAUGUAUCGUCCAUUUGUGUUGAUUUACUGGGGAUUGAAGGACUUAAACGGUCUUAACAUCAAACAUUCUAAGUUAUAGUUUGGUUCUACCAUGUCCAUUAGUAUUUAAUAUGCAAUUGGCGAAUAUCAUAUAUGAUUGAGAAUGAUAUUUUGAAAUCAACACUCUGAAGUACAUUUACAAUAUAAACAGUGAUAUAUUGAACAGGAUGGCUAUUUACAAGUGAUUAUAAAUAGAGUGGCUACGUGAAUAGUCAGUCCUUGUAACUAUAUCAGUGAUGAAUCAAAAACCAAACAUUAUGUACUUGAUACAUUAUCGCUACAGAACUAAUGCUCUUAGCUAACAUUGGAGAAAAGUAUUAGUGAUGGAGCAGAUAUAUGCUGCAUCAACCAUUUUAUCAUGUCUUGUCUUCAUCUUACAAACACUGUAUACAACAAUAUCCAGUAACAAUAGUGACCAAAAGUGUCAUUACCAUGGCAACGAAAGUGCAUACAGACUUUAUAGUACAAGAACAGUUUAUGGUGUCAUUCAUAAUGAAUCUGCAGAUCUGAAAGAUGACCCACCUCAAGGAUGUGUUGCCCAGGGUGUGUAUAUGGUCAGUCGCCAUGGAACCAGAUUUCCUGUUAUCGAGGAGAUAAAAAGGAUGCAAGCUUUGCUUCCAAAGAUUGAGCAGGACAUAUUACCUCAUCUAAAGAAAGGUCGACUAUGUAGUGAGGAGAUCCAAGCAUUAGAACAGUGGCAUCUUCUCUACCAGUCUCAUGUAGACAUGAACAUGAACCUUGCUGAUGUUGGAAUACAGGAGAUGUAUGGUCUGGGGAAUAGAAUGCAGCAAAUGUUUCCAGAGUUGCUAGAUGUAAAGAAUCACAAUAGACUUGUAUUUAAACAUACAGGCAAACCCAGGGUACAUCAAAGCACUGCAGUUUUUAUACAAGGUCUCUCCAAUGUUGCAGAAUCUUCCCCAGUAGAUGAGGUAACAGAGAGCUUUAAUAUGGAAGAUCUAAGUAAGAACAAAAGACUGCUGGAGUCCAUAGAGGUUUGUAAAAGAAACAAAAUAAGUUUCAAAACACGUGAGGAGGAGCCUAUUAGGAGGUUUGAUGCAGGAUACCAGAUGUUGGACCUCAUUGCUAGUGUAGAGGCACGAUUGGGUCUGCCGCAUGAUACUGUCACCAAUACUGAUAUUGAUGUACUAUAUGAUAUCUGCCGCUAUGACUAUGCCAUAUACAGGGUUUCCCCCUGGUGUGCAAUAUUCAGUAAAGAGAAUCUCAGACUAUUAGAAUAUCGUCAGGAUUUGAAGUAUCAUUGGCGAUAUGGCUUUGCGGAUCCAGUGAACUAUGAGUCAAGUUGUGUGCUUGUAUCUGAUUUGUUGCAGUAUUUUAAAAAUCACAAGUUACAUGCACAUGAGGCUGGACCCCAUGCAUAUUAA